UCGGGAUAGCCUCUGAUUACUGAGGAAAUUUUGACCUCAUGUGCACAUGACGGAGGAUAACUUAUCAAGCUCGAAAUGUCUUUGUCUCACUUGUUGCUAGGUUAGAGUUGGAAACCUUAUCAGCUUUUUUCUGUGCUAAUGGAAAACGCAGGAAGGUGUCUUCUAGGAAGAAAAAAAAGAUGAAAGUGCCGAAUAUUUCUCGAUAUGGAUGCUUUUUGCGCAUGGAUUUUUGGAAAUUUAUUCUCAUUAUGGCGAUUAAAGAGAAUAAUACAGCAUGUUGCCUUUUGAAAUGAAGUUCGAGUCUGUCCUGAAAACAGAAUGGAAAAUUUUUAUUUGUUUCCUGCUUAUCACGUGGUUCCUUGGCUUAGGAUUCUGCAUGCCGCCGAACCCUGAUGGCGAAAAGAAUUUUCAAAACUCAGUCGAAAAUUCCUCGACGCUUGAAAUGUACAGCAUGCCAUCUCAAGGAAAGACUUAUGUUCAGAAUCUUGAAAUUGAUAAUAUAAAAUUAGAUGAGCAACCGUCUCAUCUAAACCAGGACAUCAAUCAAAAGAUAAUAUCUUUUCAUUCUGUUAACGGAAAUGCAAACAGUUCUACUGGUUGGAUACUUCCCGAUGGUUAUAAAGAAGACUUUGAUAGUGAUGUGAGUGAGAUUUUGUUGCAGAACAAUGAUAUUGAUGCUGCUGGAGUACCCAAUUCCUUUUUUGUAGGCGACUUACUUAUCGUCAAGGGUAAGGAGGUUCUUCUGAAAGAUGACGACAGCACUCCUGAGGAGAGUGUGGUCCACAUACGUCAUCGGACGUCAUCGUCAAUGAAUGGCGCUGAAGUACCAUUCAUUGAUGAAGACUCCCGUAAGCUGGGAAACAGGAACUUAAGCCGGAAGCGACGUCAGAGACCGGAUACACGGCAGGGUCAUCGUCGCCAUCGAAAACGCAAGCGUCGCCAUAGGCUCGUUCUGAAGCCUCGCGAAAACAACCGGAACUACUUGACGGAUUCCAAAGAGGACCUCCAGAGAGCAGCAUCGGCUAUUGCUCAAUUCGGACAGUCCGGGUUACGUAAUCAGCAGCGCAAGCGAAGUGAAAAAGGACUGGUGCCGCACUAUCCCUUUGAGACAGAAAGUGUCGGAAAUGCAUUGCCGCUCCAAGAACAUCAUGAACAAUUUCUGCUACGGUCAGUGCAAUUCUUUUUUCAUCCCUCAUGCGGGAAGGACAGGGAAUAA
Messenger RNA from Stegodyphus dumicola, 1216 nucleotides. RefSeq lists its product as uncharacterized. Gene Ontology annotation, biological process: animal organ morphogenesis. NCBI's taxonomy places the organism in Eukaryota, Metazoa, Arthropoda, Arachnida, Araneae, Eresidae. Gene Ontology annotation, molecular function: BMP binding; receptor ligand activity. The record is from RefSeq and is a predicted model, not a curated record.